UGUAUGUAUUUCUCAUGUAUUUUUGUGGACGAGAAGUGAAUUUGAAUUUUAAAGAUCAAAACGAGAGGGGAGAUGGUGUUUGCAUUGUAAAUAUACUUAAUAUGUGAUAUUUAAACCAACGGUUAAGAUCCCGCGGGGAAUGUCAUUGUGUGACUGAUUUCCUGUGAUAAAUAAUGUCUCAACAACCUUUUGAGGGCCAUAUCAUAGGUAUAUUAAACUCUGGUGAAACAUUCGACCAUGCGACAAAGCAGACUGCUCAGCACCAUUCAUAGUUCCACAAUACAACCGUUUGAGGACCAUUAUUUCUAUAUCCAGAGGUCUCCACACCAUUCUGCUUUGGCGCGGCGUUCUGUCAAUAUCGACCGAGGAUCACCGAAGGUGAUUGGUUGGCGAUAAUUGUCUCACACUGUGGCAUCCCAUGCAAUGAAGCCAUAUCAAAAGAUUUUUAUGGAUAUGAAAUCAUGACAAAAAUGACAAUUUUUGUUGACUUGGCUAAGUCAGCCAAAAUCAAGUGUACCCGAAUGCCAGAGAAUGUUAAGAAGAUUUUGAGACCUUAAUGUCAAACAAUGUGACGCAAGGCUUAAUAUUUCAGAAGUAUAUUUUUCACUAAUACAAAACACGAAACAGGAUUGUAAAAAAUUGGCACCCAUGUUAGUCAAAGGAUUGUGAUUUGAUUUGAAUUUUGAGUCAACAAGAUGUCUUUGGCCUUUGAUGUUUCUGGGCCAACUCACCGUUUGUCCCGUCAGGCGACAACAAUAGAGGUGUUUAGGCAUUCUCAUCUGGUCCCCUUUCGACGUCAUCACUCUAGCCUAGAUCUUCUGCAGCUCACGCGCGAAUCAAAGGAUGGUAAAAUCCCAACUAGUAGCAGGACCGUGGACGGAACUGCUAUGGGGGUAGUGAAGAAAAAGCCCUCCCAGAAGCUGACCGGAUAUUCUUCCAAUUCCAAUAGUCGUCCGGGGUCGGAAAACUCGGAAGAUGAUAAAGCAGAAAAUAAGACACCACGAAAAUUUCCCAUUUUAGGACCAACAAGGCAGCAGGCAGAGUUUUAUUUCAAACAGAAAAACAAAGAGUUACAAGGAUUGACAUUAAACAGUGGAUCCUCAUCUGAGCACGGGAAACACCUGAACACCAGUGAAAAGGCGCUUCUGGACUCUAACGAUGAAGUAGAGAAAUUACGGGCCAGCUUCGCUAGUCUUACAACGACAUCACUGGGACAUCAAAACUCACAGAGUUUUAAUGACGUUCGUUUCCUGGCAGAACUAGUGAAACCUAUGCAAUACAGACUCAAACUAAACAAGAGAAAAGAAAAAGUGAUCUUCCCAUCAAAAUAUGGCUAUCAUCCUCGUUCACAUUCUCCAACUUUCAAACGGUUAAUUCAAGCCACCGAAAAACUGGAGACCAUUGCAAAAGAAGAGAACGAGGAACUGAGAGCGAAGGCGGAGCUAGAGCGAAGUUAUACCAUUCACUCUACAUCGGGGUUUGAGAAUCCUUUGAAAAGAGAAGUUAGAAGAUAUGGUACUUAUAAACUAAGUGUGCCCGAAACAUUUGUUAGAAACAAUGUUAGUGAAGUGCCUUCUCCGAAAGUAGAACCAGUGGUUCUCCCCAUUUCAAAGGGACUGCAAAUUCCUCAAGAGUAUCCACCAAAAGAACCAUUGGUGGAGGAAGAUAUUGAGGAAGAGGAGGACGAACAAGACGACGAAGAUGAUUAUAUUUCAGAGGAGGAAAUCACAUCCGAGGCUUAUUUUAAAGUAGACUUCCGGGUGAACGAUGGCUCGCAUGCGCAGCUCCACUUGUUUUUGCCAAAAAUUAAUGAUGUUGACAACGAAUCAAGGACUGCUCGAUAUGGGUCAGGCUCCGUGAAAAAUGAAGUUAAAAAGACUGGAAAAUUACCACACAUAUCAAACUCUCAAUCUUCCGGGUCAAACCGUAACCCAAAUGUGCGCAGAAGCAGAAAACCGGAUGUUACACGGAAAAAGAAACGGAGACUAGAGAGAAUCCGGUCGGCGGCAGACAAUGACCAUCGCCGAGUCAGGGAUCACUUGAAUGACGUUGCCACGAUGAUGUCAAUUGAACAGGACUUUCACAACAAAAAGCAUGAACAUGACUCUCUUUGUCAAUUUGAGAAUUGUCCGUAUCAUUCUAUACCCAAAAAUAAUAUAACAGUCAGCUAAUACAUAUAAUAGUUCCCAUCAUUGUAAUCCUUAAAUACAGUUACAGUGUAUCAUUUUAUUAUGAAGAACUCCAGAUGUUAUUACGCAAGUGAUAUCCUAACCUAAUAAUUUUAUGGAACUUGUGAUGAAAUCAUGCUGCAAUUUUAUUUAGCAUUCCUAUUUUUGUAAAGGUAUCUUGUUAAUAAUGACAAAUAAAAAUACAGAAAUAAGCACAA
Messenger RNA from Saccostrea echinata, 2386 nucleotides. RefSeq lists its product as uncharacterized. The transcript has 2 exons. Lineage: Eukaryota; Metazoa; Mollusca; Bivalvia; Ostreida; Ostreidae. The record is from RefSeq and is a predicted model, not a curated record. The coding region runs from base 696 to 2171 and encodes 491 amino acids.